Contarinia nasturtii (swede midge) is the source of this 1904-nucleotide messenger RNA. Its product is annotated as serine protease inhibitor dipetalogastin-like. The record is from RefSeq and is a predicted model, not a curated record. Lineage: Eukaryota; Metazoa; Arthropoda; Insecta; Diptera; Cecidomyiidae. The transcript is spliced from 7 exons. The coding region runs from base 700 to 1617 and encodes 305 amino acids. Gene Ontology annotation, molecular function: protein binding; serine-type endopeptidase inhibitor activity.
AGUCAGUUGGCUGCGAACCGUUAGAGUGAUAGGUUUAAAAAAAAAUCAAACCCAUUUGAAACGAUAUAUUUUCGAGAGCAAUAUACCGCGCAUUUCAUGUGUGUUUCGACAAGUUUGGAUGGAAUUUAAUGUAAUUGAAUAGUGGUUGAGAUCGAUAUAUAUAUAUAUUUUUUUUCAUCGCUCGUCAAAGCACAUUUUCAUCAAUUUUAUUAUUGGCGUUUGAUCGCUUCAUUUGUUCCGCCAAUUAAGUGUGUGUAAAUAUGAUCACCGAUCACUUGAUCUCGUUCGAUUCGUUUUGAUUUAUUCGUGUGUGCAUUUAGUUUUUUUUUUCUCGUUUGAAAAGUGUUUUGUGUCUGUUUUAAUCGGUAAUAUCAAAAUUCUUGGUUUUAUGCCACACUUUUUUUUCGUGUGUAUUUUAUUUAUCUGUUGGAGUUCAAUCUUAUGAGUGAUAUUCAUUUUCGUAUCAGAUUUAACCGAAUUGAUCAAAGUGAUCGCGGGCGCUCGCGCGCACGCUUAUUCAACGAAAAAAAAGAAGUAACAAAUCAUUUUGAAAAUAGAGGAAUUAAAAAAAAAAACAAACAUAAACAGACACAAAGUGUGCAAGUGAGAUAGUUUUAACGCAGACGACAAAAAUUCAAAUUGCAUUUGCAAUCACAUCGACGACAAACGACGAUUAGUCAGUUACAAGAUCAAGAAAGAAUGCUUGUCGAGAAAUAUCAAUCAUUUUCUGUAAUUAUUCUGUUAUGUUUGCUGAGUGUGAUUGCCAAGGGCCACAAAUGUGUUCUUAAUCCAUACUAUCAUCCAGUUUGCGGCAGCGACAUGAAAACAUAUGGAAACAAAGAUAUCUUGGAUUGCUUCAAUCGUCAACGGCCACGAAUUCGACAUGUUCGAAUAAUUUAUCAUCGCGAAUGUGAUCCGCUUAUAUGUCCAAGUUAUAGCGAUUUACAAGGACCAUGGCCGGAUCAUUACAAGGCGCCGGUUUGUGCGAACAAUGGCUACACCUAUGGUCAUCUUCAUCAGGUGCGAUGCUUGCGCGAUUUACAACCAGAUAUUCGAGUUAUACAUGAAGGCAGUUGUACAUUGCACGAAACCUAUCGAGCGCUUGGACGGAAUGCACAUGUAAAAGCAUGCACAUCACCGCGUCGAUUAUUCGAAAAGAAUCCAAUUUGCACGACAAAUAAUCAAACGUAUGAAAAUCCAUUCAUGGCCAUUUGUAUGGCUGGCAAUGUGCAACAUGUACGCGAAAAAGUCGGCGGCACUUGCGGAAGUCAAACUCAACGAAGUUGUGAAAAAGUUCGAAAAAUACAAGAAUCACUAAAAAUCGCAUCGAUAACUGAACGAACCAAGUUUCUUGCUUGCGGCAGUGAUUUACGCACUUAUCGCUCUGAACAUCAUCUCGAAUGCUCCAAACCAUACAAUCGAUUUCUGUUCUUAACUCACUUCGGUCGUUGUAAUGACUUUGGAAACAUUUGCCCCGAGAAACUGAAAUAUAUCGCAGUCGCAUCACCAGUGUGUGGAACCGAUGGCCAUUCAUAUAUUUCUUUUGAAGCACUACUAUGCGCACGGUUUAGAAUGAACAAAAAUCUAAAUUAUCUCCAUUCCGGUGCGUGUAUUUGAGAGCGUACGAUGCCGUUUACCAUCUCCCUGCUUCUCUUUCCGUCUCGUCGUCAAAUUAUUCUCAAUGUCAUUGUCGAUAAAUUAACACACAAUUCGCCAAUUCGACGAUUAAUUCUAAUUUGGAUCAAGAGCCGAUUUCCGUUCGUAAUCAAUAAAAACAAACACAUAUUUCGCAUGCAAAUUCCAUGGCCUUUGUAAAUCAGCUCAAUGUUGUAACAUAGUUUUUUUAGUUGAAUAACACACAAUUGUAAUAAUUAUUUUAUGUAUUUCAAAAUUUUACGAUGGAA